UCUAGUUCUACCCGUACAAAACCGGUUUUAAUUAAAAAGCCCUAAUUUUCUCUGAUCUUUCGUUGUCGUGAAAUUUCUCCGUCAUCGUUCUCCAAUCUCACUCAAUAGCUUUGCCGGUCUUCUCUCUCACAGGUUCAGUGAAAUUUCAAGUUUUGAUUCUUAGGUUCUGAUUGCAUUUGUGUUUGCGUUUGGAGUGUUGGUAAUACGAUAGCACUGGUCUGGGAACGAACUGCAAAAUUCUGAAACAAUUGAUGGAACAAGGUGGUAAAAGUUCGAGAAUGGGAGAUUUUAUGAGUGAGGACAGGAUCAGUGAGUUGCCUGAAGUUUUGCUUCUGAAGAUAUUGUCUUCACUUCCUACGAAACUUGUCAUAUCCACAAGUGUUUUGUCUAAACGAUGGCGCUCUCUUUGGAAAAUGGUACCAAGACUCGAGUUUGAAUCUUAUCGAAACAUAUAUGAAUUUGCAGAAAAUGUUACCAGGUCUUUGCUUUCACAUAAAGCUCCAGUUCUAGAGAGUUUGCAUCUGAAAGUUAGAGAUCAAUUUGAUGGUGUAUAUGUUGGAGUUUGGGCUACAAUUGCAUUUGCACGCCAUGUUCGUGAGUUCGUACUCGAUCUUAGUUUUUGCCAUGGCCUGCAAAUCAGAUUUCCAAGUAGCUUGUUUUGCUUUGACACACUUGAGACCUUGAAACUUAUGAAUUACGUUUAUCUUGAUUUUCCUUCUCUGGUUUCUAUGAAGUCCCUUAGAACUCUUCACCUUCUAUCCCUGGUGUACAAAGGCGAUGAAUCUGUUCAUAAUCUUUUUUCUAGCUGCCCUAAUCUUGAACAUUUGGUCCUGCGUCGAGGUUUCUCUCAUGAUUAUGUUAAGAAUUUCACCAUUGAGGCACCAUCUUUGAAGACACUAUCGCUUUCCGAUUCCUUUCGUGCGCGAGAGAGUAGUGGAUAUGUGAUAAAAGCUCCUUCUUUGAAGUACUUGGGAAUUGAAAGUGUAGAAGGUUAUGAGUUUUUUCUGAUUGAGAAUGCAUCAGAGCUAGUUGAGGCUAGUAUUAGAAACGUUUCUAAGAUAGUCAAUGAGAAGAUUUUGGGAUCUCUUGAGUCAGCCAAGCGUCUUUCCUUGGACUUAUCACCUUUGAAGAUUACAUAUCCUACUGAAGUUAUGUACCAUCAACUGGUAUAUCUAGAGAUGCAUACACAUAAAGUGGAGUGGUGGAAUAUGCUUACGGUCAUGCUUGAUAGCUCUCCUAAACUACAAGUCCUCAAGCUGAUUGAUCAUGAAACUCGUCAGGAAAAUCUAGAAUUUAACAAACAAUAUACGGACCAAGGGGAAUGGAAUCAACCAAAGUAUGUCCCUGAAUGUUUGAUGUCCCAUCUCGAGACAUUUAUGUGGAGAAAUUGCAAUUGGGGAAGAGAAGAAGAGAAAGAAGUGGCUACAUACAUUCUAAGGAACGCAGGACAGCUGAAGAAGGCAACUUUCUCCACGGAUCCCAUUGAAUCAAAAAGGCUCUGUAAGUUGGCAAAGAGAAGUAAGAUGCGCAACGAACUGGAUGGUGUGGUCAGGGCUUCCAGCUCAAGCCACCUUGUGUUUGAAUUCGAAUGAUCUUAUAUGUGUUAGACUUCAUUUGCAUCACCUGGAGUUUCUUUUAUUACAUGCUUUAGUUUAAUUUGUUUAGAGGGAUUUAUAAACAAAUUAGUUUUAUUUUGUAAGAAGUCAAGGAAAAACUUGUUAUUGUUA
This is a messenger RNA of Arabidopsis lyrata subsp. lyrata, 1727 nucleotides long. RefSeq names its product F-box/FBD/LRR-repeat protein At3g51530. Bases 252 to 1592 code for a protein of 446 amino acids. The record is from RefSeq and is a predicted model, not a curated record. Lineage: Eukaryota; Viridiplantae; Streptophyta; Magnoliopsida; Brassicales; Brassicaceae. The transcript is spliced from 4 exons. Gene Ontology annotation, molecular function: protein binding.